Molecule: messenger RNA, 519 nt
Organism: Perkinsus marinus ATCC 50983
Lineage: Eukaryota; Perkinsozoa; Perkinsida; Perkinsidae
Product: homoserine dehydrogenase, putative
Exons: 7
Coding region: 1-519 (172 amino acids)
Biological process (GO): L-threonine biosynthetic process
Molecular function (GO): homoserine dehydrogenase activity; NADP binding
Source: RefSeq, a predicted model, not a curated record
AUGCUGGGCUUUGGCGUUGUCGGUGGUGGAGUUGUUGAACUACUGAAACCAUAUGAGCAUAUCAUCUCACUGGUUAAAAUAUGUGUUCGCGAUGUCGGUAAGAGUCGCGACGUCGCUCUACCGGACGGCUGCGAGGUUGUCACUGAUGCCCAGUGCAUAUUCGAUGACGCCUCCAUAGAUAUCGUCAUCGAGGUUAUGGGAGGAACAGAUACUGCUUGGACGUACACCAAGCACGCCAUGGAAGCUGGCAAGCACAUCGUGACGGCUAAUAAAGCGCUGAUAUCGAAAUACAUGGACGCGAUAGAGAAGCUGGCAUUGGAGAACAACGUACAGUUCUUAUAUGAGGCUGCGGUGUGUGGUGGUAUACCGAUAGUUAACACCGCACUACGUGGGCUCAGGGCUGACACAUUCAAUCACAUCUCUGGGAUCAUGAAUGGAAGCACUAACUACAUCCUCUCGCGCAUGGAGCAUGAGGGAGUCUCCUACGAUGAGGCUGGGGUAUCUCGAAGCGGAUCCUAG